Messenger RNA from Xyrauchen texanus (razorback sucker), 4699 nucleotides. Its product is annotated as serine/threonine-protein kinase 10-like. The coding region runs from base 140 to 4216 and encodes 1358 amino acids. The transcript has 17 exons. Gene Ontology annotation, biological process: protein phosphorylation. Gene Ontology annotation, molecular function: protein serine/threonine kinase activity; ATP binding. Lineage: Eukaryota; Metazoa; Chordata; Actinopteri; Cypriniformes; Catostomidae. The record is from RefSeq and is a predicted model, not a curated record.
UUAGUCUAGUAGAGACUGUUUGUGUUGCACAGUUAUAACAGUGGAUUUGAUUAAGUCCAGUUUGAACACGACAUUGAGGACCAACAGUAGAUUGAAGGCAUUUCUUAAGGAGGAGGAGUGGAUUUAAAGGGAGGGAGCCAUGGCCUCCCUCCUUAUGCGUAUCUUUCGGCUGGGUGUGGAAAAAAAGCGGGUUAGACACUAUGAAAACCUUAAGAGGGAUGUGGAUCCACAUCAGAUGUGGGAGACUUUGGGUGAACUGGGGGAUGGAGCUUUUGGUAAGGUGUAUAAGGCUCAGAAUCCGACGACAGGGGUCCUGGGAGCUGCUAAAGUUAUUGAAGUAUGCAGUGAAGAGCAGCUGGAUGACUACAUCACUGAGAUAGACAUCCUUGCAGCAUGUCGCCAUGCAAAUAUUAUCUCUUUGCUGGAUGCCAUCUACUUUGAGGGCUGGCUAUGGAUCCUUAUUGAGUACUGCCCUGGAGGAGCACUGGAUGAUAUAAUGUUGGAGCUGGAGCGGGGCCUUUCAGAGCAACAGAUCAGUGAGGUGUGCUGUCAGACUCUGCAAGCUCUGUCUUACCUGCACCAACAUCACAUUAUACACAGAGAUCUGAAGGCUGGCAAUAUUCUGCUCACGAUGGAGGGACAUGUCAAACUAGCUGAUUUUGGUGUGUCUGCAAAAAUGGACAAUACCCUUCAAAAACGCUCAACUUUCAUUGGAACGCCAUACUGGAUGGCACCGGAGGUGAUCAUGUGUGAAACAUCAAAGGACAAUCCCUACAGCUCGAAAGCUGAUAUCUGGUCACUGGGCAUCACUUUGAUUGAGGCUGCAGAGAUGGAGCCCCCUCAUCAUUCUCUCAAUCCCAUGAGGGUCCUGCUGAAGAUCACCAAGUCUCCACCACCCACACUUUCCAAUCCUCGCCAAUGGUCAUCUCAUUUCCAAGACUUUCUGAGGAGGGCAUUACAUAAGACCCCAGAGGCUCGUUGGGGAGCCCAACAGCUCCUGGCCCACCCUUUCUCUUACUCUGGGCGAGAUGGGCGAGCCCUUAAAGAGCUCACUGCUGAGGCAAAAGCAGAGGUGACUGAGGUCAUAGAGGCUGAGUCUCUUUUAGACUUCCAGUGUUCUGUGAAUGAGAUGCUAGCAACAGAGUCUGAGCAAACACAGCCACAACCAGUACAAACAUUUGAAGAACAAAAACCACAUGAACCUAAGAGUCCUCAGAAGACCGUAAAUGCUGUUCCUCAAUUUCCCACCAACUCUGAGCCAUACAGUGAGGCUAAAGUAACUCGCAGGGCCUCCCAGGCCACAGAUAAAACACAAAAGAGGGCAAGACGUCUCUCUGUCCCUGGAAACCUGCUUUCGUUUCUGACAGGGAGCUCUCGUCAUUGCAAAUCUGGAUUCUGGGGUGACAAUUCAGCCGUUCGGGGAACUAAAGACUCUGAAGAUUCCAUUGCAGCAAAAACUGUGGCAAAUUGUCUUUCGGUUUCACAGGGAGAAGAUAGCCAUGAGAGUGAACGGACUGACAAACCCAAGGAGCAAACAUCUGACUUAUUUGAAGUAAAAAGUAAUGAGGCUGCUGAUGCCAAAGACAAGAAAGCUAAAGUAGAGACUGACAAGAAAGAAACCAAGAACUUAAAUCAUUCAAGCUCACAAACACACCUGCAAACCGAUAUCUCUGAAAAGAAAACACUAAAUCUUACCAAGCUGGACUCUGACGCUGAUGAGGAUUCAGGCCACAAUGACCAAACAUUCUGGAAAUCCCUCCAAAAACCUGCUAUUGUCGCCAAAAUUAACCUUCCUAGAGCAACGCAUCCACAGACCACACUGAUUAAAGCUUUAAGUUUGGAAACACCACUAACCAAAAAGUGCAAAAGCGACAAGGAAAUAUCAAAAAAUGAGUACCUUGAUUUGGCCUGUCCUUUGAAAACAUACAAUUCUCUUCUCACAGUUGAUAUUAACACAUUUUUAGCUGUUGAGAUGCUAUCUAGUAACAUACCUGAAGAAAUUCCUGAUCUUCAGAAAGGAAACCAGACAAAUGAACCAACAGAAAAUGACACUGUUGAGGAAACAGUCAUGCUUGUUGAUGAAAAAAAUGAGGUAGAAAUAGAAGGGCCUGCAGAAAUGGAGACAAAUGGAGGAACAGAGGACGAAACAAAAUUGGAAAGUUGUCAAGAAGGCAAAGACCUUAAUGGAGCUAAAGAUACAAGUACAGAAGAAGCCACCAUGGAAAAGCACAUUACCAUGGAGGUAGGGGAUGAGAAUGUCAAUGAAUCCAUCAACAAAGCUUCAAACGAGAAAGAGGAAAGCAGUGAAAAAGGUGAAGAACUGAAUGCGACAACAGAUACCGGGACAGAGCAAGAAGAACAUUUAGCCACCAAGGAAAGUAUGCCACCAACUGAGGUGGAAUUGAAAAAUGAAAAUGGUAAAACCACAAGACAAUCUGAUGAGAUGGAAACACUCAUCCAAAUUAAGGAAACAAAGAUCAUUGUUUUACACAAUUCAGGGAGAGAAAUAGAGCUAUCAACUAAAGUAACUACAGAAGAGACCAGUACUGAGGGGGAAAUGAGUAUCAGUGUCAAUGAAGGAGAAACCGAUGGAGAUGAGAAAGUAAACUGUUCUGAAGAGAAAGAAGUUGUUACUGAUUCAGAGGAACCUAAACAAGAAUGUAACCAAUGGAAUGAUAUUAUAAGCUUACAGAACUCCAAAGGAGACCAAUCGAAAAGCAAAGGUGAUGAAACAAUAGAUGUGACUGGACCAAAGCUGAAAAAGCAAGUGAUGUUUGCACUUGAGGAGGACAAAAAAAGGCAAGAUAAAACCAAUGAAAGGCCACUUGCAAAUGGCAUAGAAGAUUCAGACUUAAUACCACCACAUGUUGGAUCUAAUAGAACCACAACUAAGGAAUCUAAUGAUGACACAAUUCCACCUCUUUCUCCAACUACAGAGCCAACUUCCCCUCCUCUGUCCACUGGCUUUGAAGGGGACUUAAACCCAAGCAGGAGGACAGUAAAGAAAACUCGAAAAUUUAUGGUGGACGGUCAUGAGGUCAGUGUUACCACCUCCAAAGUGGUUAGUGAGAGAGAUGGCAAGGAACAACAAAUGCGCUCCACCAGACGGCAAGAGCUGCACGCGUUGAAGCUUUUGCAGAGAGAGGAGCAGAGAGAGCAUGCGCAGCUUGAGCAGAAACUCCAGCAUCAGCGAGAACAGAUGUUCCGCCACAUAGAACAAGAGAUGACUAGCAAGAAGCAAUACUAUGACAGUGAGCUUGAGAGACUUGAAAAACAGUACCAACAGCAAAGCAGUCAAAUGGAGGCAGAGCACACAGGCCGACUCAGAGAGGAUGCAAGGAGACUCAAGGCACAGCAGGAAAAAGAGCUUAGCCGCAAGAGUAGCGCCUUGAAAGCUGACCCGAAAGAGGAACAACGGUUCCUGCAGAAGCAGCAGCAGGAACUGAAUGAAGCUCUGCAGAAAGGUGUUCAGGAACAUAAGAGGAAGGUGGCAUCCAUGGAAUGGGAGAUUACAGUAAAAUCUCAACAGCUCAAGCGAGCUCGUGAGGCAGUGAUUUGGGAGUUAGAACAGCGCCAUCUACAGGAGAAGUACCACCUUUUCAAACAGCAGGUGAAGGAACAGUACUCCCUGCAAAGACAGCAACUGACGAAGAGACAUAACAAGGAUAAGGACAGAGCAUCUCGGUUCCAGCAGGUUCUUCUAGAGGAACAGAAGUCAUUGCAGGCACAGGAGAGAGCUUCCUUUCAGAAGGCCCAGAAAGCUGAAGCCAAAGCCUGUUUAAACCAGUUCAAGGUGGAACUCAGGAAGCUGGGAUUGAGCGGUCCUGAACAGCGUCAACGUCUCACGCAGUUUUUGUCAGAAGAGGAGGCCAGACAGAAGCAGGACAGGCAGGGUCUGCAAGAGAGUCAUGAGAACCAGCUGAAAGCAGUGCAGGAACAAUGUGAUGCCAGUGCUUUUGAACUGCAGCAACAUCAGAAUGAGAAGCUUCAAGUUCUUGUGGACAUGGAGAAGAAAAAGAUCAAUGCUCUGGAAGAUGAGCACACCCUGGAGCUCAAUGAAUGGAGAGAUAAGCUAGCGUGCAGGAAAGAGGUGCUAGAGGAAGAUCUGGCUCGCAGGCGCAGAGAAAAAGAAGGACCAAGAAGACGAGGCAGUGAACCUGAAAACCGACAUGCAGCUCGUCGUUCAAAGUUCUUCCCAAGCCUAAGCUUCUCUUGACCAAGAAUGGAAAUAUUUUGCACAUAAUCCCUGAUGUUUUUAUGUGUAAUGUUUUUAAACAUCAGGAUUUUAGGUUAUAAUUCAUACGUGUCUAAGGAAAAGUGCAGGUAACUGAACAACAAUUAAUUCAAUUCUUUUUUUCGAAUUCAUAUUACACUGCAUAAUACAACAAUUAGAAACUUAAAAUAGUUUUAGAUGAGAUUAGAUUUGCAGUCAAACAUCAGGACACUGCUGCUACUACCCAUAUAUUAAACCAUAUAUAAUUUUUUAAAUAAAAAUAUAAAGACUAAGGGGUCCAUUUGGAAUGGUCACCUGUCCACGGUGUUGGGAUAGGCUCCAGCACUAUGACCCUACAUAGGACAAGCUGCUUUUUUAUGUGGAUUUUAUUUCUGUAAAUGUGUUAAAACUUGUUUAGAAAUUAAGUGCUUUGUAAGUGUGCUUUAUGGCCUUAAAUGAAAAUGUAUUUGUAAAUAAACAACUAUU